Messenger RNA from Microthlaspi erraticum, 1575 nucleotides. NCBI's taxonomy places the organism in Eukaryota, Viridiplantae, Streptophyta, Magnoliopsida, Brassicales, Brassicaceae. The record is from the annotation of a GenBank genome assembly.
AUGGUGAUAUUUUGGAAAACAAAAUUGAACACGGUAAAGGCGAAUUCUAAGGCGACAGAUCUCGAUUCUCCGCCGCCGGCGGAGUGGCCUCACGCUCACCGUCGAGAACUCUCCCUCCCCACUGCUUACUGUCUUAACUCAAUGGCGGAACCUCUUGCAGAUCCCCCUCCUCCUCCUGUUCCUCCAGAUCUACUCUUCUUGUUCGGAUCUUCAGAUCCACCUCCUCAUCGGGAGUCCCCCUCUAUUGUCUCGGAUUCUGGAUUGAGCUCUCCCAGUCCUAUCCUCUCCUCUCCCCAAGUUCCCCAAAAUCCAGUCCUCUCUGCCGGCCAGCCGACUCAGACUCCGUGGGCAGCUCUUUUCAAACCGGUUUCUCAGAAUUUGGUUAAGAUAGCUUCUCCAUCCUUCGAUGAAGAUGGGACUCCGACGGUCAAGGCCCCAGAUUCUAUUACGCUGGGUUCAUCCCAAGUUUGGAAAAAUCAUUUGGCAGCCUAUUUUCAUGGAACCCCUCCGUCUCCAGCCAAGAUCUUUUCGGAUUUAAAUCCAAUCUGGGGAAUUAAAGGCAGAAUUUCUGUGAAGAAGCAGUCCUCUCGAGUUUGUUUCAUCCAUAUUCCUUGUGAGGAAACCAGGAAAUGGGUGCUAGAUGUUGGUUUUUGGUAUUCAGGGAAUUGCUCCUUUACAGUGGUUCCAUGGUCAGCGUCUGCUAAGCUCGCUCCGAUGAAGUUAGUUCACGCUCCAGUGUGGGUUCUUUUCAAGAAUAUUCCACCAGAACUAUGGUCUUUCGUCGGGUUCAGUACUAUAGCUUUUGGCGUUGGGCUCCCGGUUCACUCAGAGUUCCCAAAAAUUACCCCUUAUUCCAAUGGAAUUACUAAGCUUAAGAUAGUUAUUGACCUCUACAAGGAGCGGUCUCCCUUCGUGCGAGUAACGGAUAGAUUGGGAGCUUCCGUUUUAGUGGAGGCUUUUUAUCCGAAGCUUCCUCCGAGAUGUAGUCGAUGCAAGGAGUUUGGACAUUUGCAACUGAGAUGUCCGGAACCCUUUUCUCCGCCGGUUAAUGGUCCUCCUAGUCCAGUGAAACCGGUUAAUCUCACUUCUCCGACUCCUUCCGUUAAUCCAAGAAGCCACCGUCAGAGUAGCUCACCAUCUCCAGCUCCUCAGGGUCGCUCUACAAGUCUGCCUUCAUCUCCUAGUGUCUCGAGGGCAGCGUCUAAUUCUUUCGACUCUGUUACUUUCGUCCGUCGGGAUCCGAUUCUUCCUGUUCUAGACUUAAAGGGAGCUACACUCUCUCCUCCAAAGCCAGUUACUACAGCCCAGUUUGAGGAAGAGGAAGAGCUCAUUAAGACAGCUCAAGAGGUUUUACGAGCUCGUCCUGUGGUAGUAGAUGAUCAUGAUCCACCCUAUCAGUUAGUGGUUUCGAAGAAAGAACGGAAGAAACAGAGACAAAAGCUCCUAUCCUUGUCACUCUCAAACUCUCAACCAGAGGAGGGUUCCUCUCGUCCAGCAGCUUCUGUUCAUAGUCGGUUGGUAUUUGGUACAUUGGAUCAGGCAGCCUUGGGGCCUGCUCCGACUGCUUUAACCUAA